CGCCCUCACGGUGCUGCUCUCGGUCGGGGCCUCCGCGCCCGGGAUGCUGCAGGGUGUCCCCGCCGCCCGCUCCGCCGCCGCGCUGCGUCCCACCGCCCUGCGCGACGGGGAAGUUCACAGGUUGGUCACCUACGUCUUUGUCUAUGAAGACCUGGUCUCCCUGACCUGCGGUGCCGUUGCCAUCUGGUACUUUGCCGGCAGCUUUGAGAGGAACGUGGGCACAGUGAAGCACUGCUUCCUCACCAUCACCUUCUCUGUGCUCUCUGCCCUCCUCUACCUCCUCCUGGAGCCCCUUGUCUCCCGGGUGUGGGAGGUGGGAGAUGCCAAAGGAUUCCUGCCAGUGGCUUUCGCCAUGCUGGGUGUGUCCACCACCCGCUCGCCGAUGAAGAGGACUCUGGUUUUUGGGUGCAGGGUUCCAGUGGUGCUGGUGCCCUGGUUUGUGCUCUGCGUGGCGUGGUUUAUCCCCCACUCUUCUCUCCUGGGUAACCUGUCUGGGCUCCUGGUUGGGGAAGCCUAUGGUCUUGGCUACUGUUUCUGCCUGGAUUUUCCGGAGUCAGUGGGCUCUAAGCUGGACCGAGUGUUCCCUUUCACUCUGCUGAAGAGGAUCCCAGGGCUGAAAUACAUGCCAGGGUCCUUAGCAGAGAGAAGAGCCUCUGACAGCACCAAGUCUUUUAGGAGCUUCUGGGUGACCUUGGCAGGUUACUUGGUCUCUCUGAUCUCUGCAUCUUCCACCAUGUCCCCAGGGCUGGUCCAAGUCCAGCCGCACCUGCUUGUCCAGUGCAAUGUGUUGUACCUUCAGUACCCUUCAGAUGGAUGUUUGUGAAGAUUUAUUUUCUAGUGAGGUUUGGUCCCUGCUUUCCUGAGGCAGCUGUUUCACAGUGAAACGCUGUUUUAUAAAUGAGCCAAGGACCUUCUGCUUCUCCAGCAGUGGAGUCUGAGCAAGUCCCAGCUCCCCAGGGCUGGUGGCAAACUCAGAACUCCUUGCCCAGGGAAGGGAAGUUGCUGGGAGGGAGGGAAGGUGUUGGGAUGAGACAUUUCCAAAUGUAUUUAAGGCUCCGAAGAGGAAUUAAAUUUGGGAGAGAGGGAGGUAAAAGUCAUCAGCUCACUGGGCUUUGACAUUUGCCUCACUGAGCUCCCAGCAAUGUUACUCAUUGCACGUUGCAGUACCAGCUCGUUUCCUUGGUGGGGAGACAGAGAAUGGA
Messenger RNA from Neopelma chrysocephalum (saffron-crested tyrant-manakin), 1202 nucleotides. It is a transcript of the gene RHBDD2, whose product is annotated as rhomboid domain containing 2. Gene Ontology annotation, molecular function: serine-type endopeptidase activity. NCBI's taxonomy places the organism in Eukaryota, Metazoa, Chordata, Aves, Passeriformes, Pipridae. Gene Ontology annotation, cellular component: membrane. Bases 44 to 823 code for a protein of 259 amino acids. The record is from RefSeq and is a predicted model, not a curated record. The transcript is spliced from 4 exons.